Molecule: messenger RNA, 864 nt
Organism: Encephalitozoon cuniculi GB-M1
Lineage: Eukaryota; Fungi; Microsporidia; Unikaryonidae
Exons: 1
Coding region: 1-864 (287 amino acids)
Source: RefSeq, marked provisional
AUGGAUACUGGUAACGAGAGGAAAAGCCAGUGCAAGCAGUCGUGUCCCGUGAAGAUCCCGUUGGUGGGCCCUCUCAGAGACAUGAUAGGCAAGGAGGUCGGAGAUAAGGCCUCUACUGUUAUUGAUAUCCUUGAGGGGAUUAUACCCACAGUACCCUCUGAAGACAUGUAUGGUGAGCUUGUAGAAGCAUUGACCCCUGUGAUAGAGCAUAAAGCUAAGGGGGUGGUAGGGAAGGUUAUGGCAUACAAAAGAAAGCCCUGCCGGGACGGAGGUGAGUGCCGGGCCAAGGGCUGCAUUUUCCUGCACGACCGGGACCGGAGGAGUGGAGAGGGCUCUCCUGGGCGUUUGGGGCAGAAAGGCAGGGAAGAAGGAGACGCUGGAGAUGCAACAGGGAAGAGAAGAAGAGCCAACGAAGCCAAUGAGAAUAGCGAGGUAGUUUUCAACAAGGUAAACGAAUCAAGGCACAAUCCGGAGGAUCUCAAGGCCUAUGCAGCAAGGUUUGGAAGGAUUGUGAACUUCAAGAGGCUCAAUCCAGAGAAGUAUCUUGUUGUUUUUGAGGAUCCUUCGGCAGCCUGUGAGCUAGUGAAGUCACCUGAGGCGGUGCUUGAGGACCCCGGAAUCAAGAAGUUCUAUAAUGUCAUAGACAAUCUUGUCAAGGUCGAGCUUAAGAAGCUGUUUGAGGAGCAGGAGGCUGUUGUAGACAAGAUGUCCACAGAGUUUUCUGCAGCGCUCCUCGGGCAUCUGAGAAAUAUAAACAUCAGAAUAAGGAGCCUGGUUCUGAAGGACAAGUCCAAGGACGGCGGUGGAGUGGACGGCAAGAAAGGGUUUAACCAAGAAAACAGCCUCUACUACAACUGCUUUUGA